UCAGAAAACUGUAAAUGGAUUUGCUCAUGAAUACUUGAUUAUAUGUGACACUCAGAUGGGCAAAAGUGUCCAGGAACACUAGAUUGAAAGUUGUAAUCCACUUAGAAGAUAUUCUAGGGUUUUUCUUUUCCCCUUUCAGAUUGUUAGCUCUCCUUUUCAUGGAUUUCCUUUUCUUGUCCCAUUUGAGGCUAUCUUUGCUGAAAUAUAGAUUAACAUGCUCUGCACUUACUUUUCUCAUUGAGUUCUCCUAUGCUUUUAACCAUUUAGCUUUCUUUAGUUUCUCGGUGGUACUCAAGUAUUCAUUCAAUUAUCUUUGACCUUUAAGGGAGAGAGACUUUACCUCUUAGAACACCCUAUUUAGUGCUUCAUCACAAGCGAAGAUUUGGGUUCUGCAGUGUUGAGCUCUUAGCUCUCCUACUGGUUUUGUCUGUCAAACCUGUAACCGGCAAUCGCACAUUGCGGGUUCAUCCAGCCAUGGAAAACUAUACAGCCAGAGAGGGAAUUUGAUCCCUCUAUUAACGUCCAAGUUGCAAGCGUGAUGUAUUCUUCAGUCCUGCCAGUAAGCCCGAUCUCAAUAUUUUCAAGUCCCAUGACAAUCCUGAGAUGGAAGGUUGUAAGUUGGAGAAAGAGACUAACUUUGAGGGUGAGAAUAAAGGCACUUGGCAUCUAGGGAGGCAGCAGUACUAUCAACUUGAUUCUGAUUCCUUCCUGGAAAGCAAAGGAAAUAGAGAUGCAGCCAGGAACUUGAUGGAAUUGAAUGGUUUUGUGGCUGGGGACGAUCCAUCUGAUGGAAGAGGAGAGCAUACGGCCCUUUAUGCUAAAAGUCAACUUGAACCAUCAGGCUGGAGGGAGGACAGAACAAGCCUUUAUCGCGACGUGCAUGUUGUUUUCCCCCGAGAGAGCAUUCAGGUUGUCCAGGGCGUUUGCAUCAACAAGGAAAUUUCUUACAGGAGUAAAUGUUCUAUAGAAAAUUGUCGGUUGGAUGAUGAUAGUAUCUGUGUCUUACUGAACUCUUACAUGGACAUGUACAGUAAACCAACUGAAGAAGCACCCAACACAGUGUCACCUGUUUCUUCUACUGCAUCAGAGUCUGUCCCUGAACGCGACGGCGCAAACGAUUCCAUGAAAAUCGUGAUGGAUCAGAAAGAGGCUCUCUUUGCCAGCAUCAAGGUUGCAGAUGAUGGCUCCAAUAAGAAGAAUGUAAGUGGGAGCUCGCCAAUGGUUGAAGAGCUUGGCACCAAUUACUGCCGCUUGCAGUUAACCGAUUCAACCAGACACAAGGAUGAAGAACAAGAUAACAAGGUUGGGGAAACAAGUGAGGGGGCAAUGUUGGCAACCUCCAUGCCAUGCGCUGCCACUGAUGCAUCGCAUAAGAACUGCUAUGCCAUGGAGUCCGACUCCAAAUGUGAUGCAGAGAGUAGAAGACUCAUUUACGAUUAUGCUUCAACAGCAACCAUGUCUAGAGGCUCGGAGAGAAGCCUAAAAACUUCAGAUCUUCAACCUGCCCCGAAAAUUGUAGAGACAUGCAGGCUUGACAAUGAGAUGUCAGAAAGCUUGCGAGUAUCGAGCCAGACCUAUUAUAGCGGGGAGUCCAGUUUCCCUGCCCUCGAUCCUCUUUCAGGUCCAAUAGAACAACAAUCCGGGCCAUUGUCAUAUUCCGGCAGCAUCUCUCACCGGUCAAACAGCAGCAACAGCACGCGAUCCUUUGCUUUUCCCAUAUUGCCCUCGGAGUGGAACGGCAGCCCUGUAAAGAUGGCGGAAGCCGACCGGAGACAGCUGAAGAAGGGUAAAGGAUGGAGGGUGGUUUUCCUCUGCUGUGAAUUCUAGUAGUUCCAAGUUAUGGUUUCGUGCAACUCAUUGCUCUGUUGACUUGACAGUAUAUGGCUUGAGAUGGACCCGCUUGAGAUCACUGUGAUGAGUGGGCUUGAGAUCACUGUGAUGAGUGGACGAGUGAGUUGUUCAAGCUUGAAUUGGGAAAAUUAAGGAGCCCUUCGGCUUGUUUGUGUUUUGAGCCCAUGAAAUCUUGUGAACUUGGUUGUGGCGAAUGCUUGAAUGCAUCAUCUCAUAAGCCUUGUGCUUUGAUGUGAACCACACUUCAUUAGGCAUAAAUCAUAUCCAUGCCAUGGAAGGUUGAACCGUCAGACAUCGUGAUGUAGCCUAUAGGCCCACACCAUGUGCCCUAAAAAGCCCAGGCAACAAACAUCAACUAG
This is a messenger RNA of Diospyros lotus (date-plum), 2210 nucleotides long. RefSeq lists its product as uncharacterized. The transcript has 4 exons. Lineage: Eukaryota; Viridiplantae; Streptophyta; Magnoliopsida; Ericales; Ebenaceae. The record is from RefSeq and is a predicted model, not a curated record. The coding region runs from base 604 to 1827 and encodes 407 amino acids. Gene Ontology annotation, biological process: regulation of asymmetric cell division.